UGCAGCGGGCGGCAGGAGUGGGCGGUGGGCUCCCUCUGUCAUCAUCAGCAUCUUCAGCCAAUGGAGAAACCAGCGGAGGAGACACUUAACUGCGCCCGCAGAGCGGCGCGCGGAGCAGAGCGCAGCUCAGCGCCUGGCGCAUCGCGUCCAUCCUUUUCCAAAAGCUUCACGUGCAUCCUGGGAUUAAGAAAGAAAAAAAGCUCGUGGGGAAGUUUGAUCCCGUGGAUUUCCAGUUGGAAACAUGCAACUUUACACGCUGCUGGUCUCUUGUGGCAUCUUGGAUUCCAAAUUAAAAGUUACAAUGUGAGCGGUCAGAAUCUCCUCCCCAAUGAUUGAGACAAACACCCCCAGCAUGCUGGACAGGACUGAGCCGGCACACUGCACCGUGUGCUGCUGCACUCUGGCCAACAAGAUCCUCAUGGUGGUUUUCAUGCUGCUGCUCAUCCUAGCCACAUUGUUUGGGAAUUUGGUGACUUUGGCGGUGGUGUUCGGGACUAAAGUCUUCCACACGCCGCAGGGCUACCUGAAGGCAUCCCUGGCUGUGGCUGACCUGGCGGUGGGAAUAUUCGUGGUGCCACUGUCCGUCUACGCCGAGAUCCAUCUCAUGGUGACGGAGUCCGGACCGGAGUGGACUCUGUACAAUUCCCAGUCGGUGAGCUUUCACCCGUGCAACAUCAUCGGACCUAUUUUUGCUGGGUGCACUUUUGUGUCCAUCACGACCAUCUUCCUGCUCACGAUCGAGCGGAGCAUCGCCGUGCUGAGGCCGCUGCACAAAGACUCCGUCAUCACUCGGAAAAGGACAACCAUACUCAUCGUCCUCUCGUGGGUGGGGAGCUUCUCCCUGGCGGUGUCUCCCAUGGUUUUCAGCAGGGAGAUUGCGCUGGAGUACAACUCCUGCAGCCGGAUGUGUAACUACGCUUUAGGCACCAUCGGCGAGUUUCCCACCCAAGCCUGGAACAUCCUCCUCCUCUUUCCCGCGUUUGACUUCACCCUCCUGGGUGGCACGGUCGUCAUCAACAUCAUCUCUCUGUCCAGCAUCAGGCAGCACUCCAAACGCAGAAAAACCCUGGCGGAGACGGAAUGCCAAAGCACCAGCAACCCCACCUUCUCAGACAUUAAAGCAGCCAAAACCAUCGGGACCCUCACUGUGGCCUUCACGGCGUCCUUCACCCCCAUCGCCGUCUUUGUGGUCGGGAACGUUCUGGGGAACGAAUGGUGCAACUUUUCCUUUUUCGCCUUCUGGAUUUUAGCUACAAACAGCUGCUGGAAUGUUAUCAUUUACAGCGUGAGAGACCAGAAGUUCAGACUACGAGCACACAAACUUCUCAUGCCUGGUCACAGACAAAGCACCAUCACGACCAAAACACAAAAGACUGAAGAGCAAUGACAAGCUGAGCUUCAACAACCAUGUUUCUACCGCAGUUGUUUUGUCCAUCUUUAGUGAAUGCUGUUCAGAGAUGUUCUGUAAUUUAUCUCCAUUUCAUGCUUUCUCACAACAAAAAGACAAACAGGUUUCUGUGAACACAUGCUUUGGAUAAGAGUUUUGUUUGUUUUCCUCAGUGCACAUUUUGUCUUGUUCUGUAAAGUAUCUGCAGCCUGUCAGAUUUGUGGAGUAUUUGUUCAAGAGGAUUAAAAAAAU
Molecule: messenger RNA, 1639 nt
Organism: Oryzias melastigma (Indian medaka)
Lineage: Eukaryota; Metazoa; Chordata; Actinopteri; Beloniformes; Adrianichthyidae
Product: 5-hydroxytryptamine receptor 1B
Exons: 2
Coding region: 329-1387 (352 amino acids)
Biological process (GO): G protein-coupled receptor signaling pathway
Cellular component (GO): membrane
Molecular function (GO): trace-amine receptor activity
Source: RefSeq, a predicted model, not a curated record